AAUUACAACACAGCGCAUUCCAGAUUCUGCGAGUCCAAACAAGCGGCAUGAACAUGUAAUGCUAUGUAAACCACAACCAAUUUUGUCGAAUAACAUUCAAUCAUUCUAUACCACUGUUUAAAAAGCUACCCGAAUGAAGGAUACUAAUGGUGUCUUAAAUUAAGUGACUCUCAAGAGGGUUGAACGAAUGACAAGUGUCGCUCUAAUGGCUAAUUCGUAAUUCAUCAACUCUUUGAAGACUGUAAUGUCACAACACAUUGGGCGUAAAUAAAAGUCUGAAAUAAUGGAAGAAUCGGGAAACAAGUUGUCUAAACAAAGACGACGCAGAAAAAUUUUAAUGCAAAGCGAUGACGAAGAUGAUGGCACGCCGAGCAAAAUUCAAAGUCUUAUGCCGAGUGAAUCGACAUCCUUCAGCGAAGUAGAAAGAAGCGAGAGUUCAUCUUACACUCAAAGAACAAUUUCUAACUUCGCUUCAACGGCGCAAAGUAAAACUACCUCUAUCAGCAAGACGUCAUUCUCAAGCUUCAGCGAAUUUGAAAAAUCAAGCUUCACUAGUUCAAGUCACGCUGACAAGCAUGAAACAAGCUAUGAAAACUUCAGCCAAAGCAACGAAAGCAAAACUGAAAGCUACAGGGACCAAAUCAUGACCGAAAGCACAUUCUCAAGUUACAGUAGAACCGAAAAAUCAUCGACGGUGCACAAAACUCAAAGUGGUGAACUCCCUGCAACUGGUGUCCUCGAAUUAAGUGGUAUUGGCGAGACUGGAGGCAGGUUGACUGAGAGGGAUAUUAAGAGUUUGCGUCCAAGACUAGGCCACAUUGACCAAAGAGAGUGUGUUCGUCAUGACAAUGAUAACAGAUCCAGAGAAGACAGAGAUAUUUCCAUUGUUGAUACUGGAAAAUCUCAUACUUAUCAUGACAUAUCGAUUAAAGAAGGGCACUCAAAUAAAUCUGAUGAAGCUUCAAGUGAACACACCCGUUUUAAAACUGAUUCAGAAAAGUAUUCCUACUCAGACGACGAGAAUACAAAAGUUGACUAUGAUAGAAGUGAGCAUCAUCAAGUAACAGAACGAAGAGGAUUUGUUUCAUCAGAAGAGCUACUCUCUAUUCUUGGUGAGAACGUUCGUGGGAAAGAUAAUCUUUCGCAAAGCAAUUUCAGGAAACACGAGACACACACUAACCUCGACGAAUUAUCAGGCAGAGACGUAGAAUUAAGUCCUGAGACUGAAGAAGAGACAAAAUUCAAACUUCGAUCAGAUGAGCCAGACGAGAUGUCUGAAAUGGACGAAGCCAACAUCAGAAAUCGAAUUCUACUUAUGCGAGCAGGCACUGGACACCAAUAUAUUGAAACUUACCCUGAUGACAAUCAAUCUCAAACCGUACAUUCGGUACACAGUGACCAGGGAGAUUUAAGACAACCCGGUAUGCCGGCUAAAGCUCAAAUGCAAGUCAAAGCAGAGCAACGUUCAGACGAGACUGAUGCAUUCGCAGAUGGCGUUUCGGAGACACCCCGUCGUGACGUUUUUAGGGGGAUUGAAUCGAUAGAAACGAGCGACAUUCACAAGAAUCGGGAGGAAGACACUGUUCAAGAAGACACAGCUGACGGCGUAUACGCAGAAAUCGACACAGAGCGAGAAAAUGAAGACCAAAAAUUCGUAACUUACACCAGUCAAGAAGAAACAGAAACUGCACGUGAAACGCAAGAUAGGCGUAGUUCAUUUGGUAACACAGAGGAUCUUGUUUAUGCAUCGGAUAUACCAAUUAAACAAUCCGAAUCUGGCAAUGUUUCUGAAGAAAUCAUAACGAUUCAAACAGGAAUUGUUACAUCUACGGAAUUAAGUCAACCUAUGGCCCAGACAAAAGAGUCUGACGUUCCCCAAAAAAUGGUUGGAUCAGACGAAGUAAUCAUUAUUCAUGCAGUACCUAUUAGGUAUGAAACGAGACUACAUAAUGCCAUUUUAACUUGGCCAAAUGAACAACGUCAACAAACAGAAGACAAAGAAGUAAAAGCAUUUGAAACAACGCCGUAUGAAGUUAAACAUCACGACACAAAAUUUGAAAGAUCACCAAAAUUCGGAAGCCUGUUGUCUUAUGCCCCGCGACCUUAUCAAAAACCAGCAAAGGAGACGUCGCUUGAAAUUCGGUCACAGUCAUACUACAUACAGCCUAAAGAAAAGCCACUUAACGUUCAAGCUGAGAGAAAAUCGCAGGAUAUUCCGCAACCUUACGAGACUCCACCACGUGAAGAACCAGACGAACAAAGUUGGUAUGAAUCUCAUCAGAAUGAGGAUCAGCCAAAUUACGAUUUACGUCGCUACGAACAGCAACCUGAUUUGCCACCAGGGAAAAAACUGGAGGAUAUGCCACAGUCUUUCGAGACACCGCCACAUAAAGAACCAGAGGAACUACCAUUGUAUGAAUCUCACCUUAAAGAUCAAUCAAAAUCAGAGGUGUCUGAAAAUUUGCAACGAUCCUUCGAGAAACAACAACAUGAAGAGCCAGAGGAACUGAGGUUGUACGAAUCUCAUCCCAACGAAGAUCAACCUAACUUCAGCUUACAUCUUUCUGAACGGCCACCUGAUGUGCAGCUUGAGAAGACGCCCGGAGACAUGAAACAAACUUUGGAAACUCAACUACAUGUUGAACCAGAUGAAUUAAUGCCGUAUGAACAUAAUCUCGAUGAAGAGCAACAAGGAGAUGAUUACGAACAGCCUGAAGACACACCUGCUGGGCAACCAUACGAAAAGCUGGGAAAUAUUCAACAUCCUUAUGAUACACCACCAUAUGAUGAAGAAGAAGAUGAACUGAGGUUGCAUUACCCUGAUCUUACAGUAAACACUCCACCGUACGGUGCAGAAACAUAUGACGAACCUUCCAAUAAAGACAAACUGGACCCGGAAGAAAUAGAGCCGCACGUCAGUUAUCCUUAUGAAUUGCAUUCUGAAAAGAUGGGCUUUGAUGAAACAGAUGGCGAUCAAGAGGAACCAACCACAACCACAACCUACGAAGUUCUAGCACACGACAUACUGCCGAUGUUCACCGAAGAAGCUGAAAAAAAUUAUCUACUUGAAUCCCAGCCUCAUGAAUCAAGUCCAUUAAAUGAACAACAGAUAUCACCAGAAAUUCCGAAAUACGAAGAUGACUCACGUGAUCGACGUGAAGAAGCAGGUCCACAUAAAAGUAAUCAUGAUACUAACAUUCAGCCACUUUUGACUGAAAAUUUCCAAUACUCUGACAAAAUACCAGUGAGAGAAAUCCCGGAUGAAGAACGAACUGACGAGACGACGCCACAAAAUACAGAACUAUUUGAAUUACCGACUAAUAAAAUUCAACCACUUGAAGACGCAACACAGCAACUGAAGGACACUGAAUAUGCAGAACAAUCAACAAGACAUGGAAGUGUCAGGAUCGUGGAUACCAGCAAUGAAAACAAACCCCGAUUUGAUGAAACCGAUCCAGUUUCGGUGCAACUUGGCCAAGCAACAGAUGAGGUCGCAUAUUUUGAACUUGAGGAUGCAGAUUCGAAUGAUGAAAUGACAUUUGAACAGAUUUUAGUCUUUGAUGAAAAAAAUGGGAACAUGAAUGAUGGAGCACAUUCCGAGACGGUGCUUGGUACAGAAAAUGUUAUUGAUCCGCAACAUACAACGUACAGGGUAACGCAGACAGAGGAGAACGAGCAAGGUCAGGAACAAGCGGAAUUUGGGGAAGUCGACAAAUGCACGGCAAUGGAGGUGGAGCAAACGGAAUCUUACAAUGUAGAAAGCCAUGAAAUAAGAACAUUUCAAACAAUGUCAUAUGAAUCCAUACCAGACGAUAUGCAACAACAGGAAUUACAACCAUUCGAAUCACAGCCAACUGAAGAACAGUCAGAUGAUGAAAAUGAUAUGCUAUCAGAGGACAAUUAUAGCGCUGGAUCUUACAAUCUGGAACGUCGUACAAUAAGAUACUAUGAAACAAUGCCGUUCAAAUCACGAGACAUCAUCGUACAAGCUCCACAAAUACAGUCAUUUGAGCCCGAGAAGGUUGAAGUGCAAGAUAAUGAAGUGCCACCGACAAACAUGUCACACGAAACGAAACUUUACCAAGUCGAAAGGAGUGAGAUAAGAUCUUACGAAUCCCAGCCAUACAAUAUACAGACGCAAGAACAACCCUUUUCCGAAAGCCGUCAAAUUGAAGCGCAAUCAAUAAAUGACCAGGAUCCAGAAGACAUUUUAAGUGAUACUGAACCUUACGAUAUCAAAAGAUACGAGAUAAGAUCGUAUGAACAAACUUCAAAUGAAACAGAACCAUCCAGCGUGUACCCGGGUCAAAUGAAUGCUUUGGGAACUCAGACUAGUGAAAAGGAUCAACUGCAAGACAACCACGACAAUGACGAUGACAGAUUGUAUGAAACUGAAGCAUAUGAUGUGGAAAAACGUGAAAUUAGAUCGUUUGAAACAACGCCAUAUGAAGCACGAACAUAUGGAAUGCAACAAAGUGAAUUACAGCAUUAUGACGUUGAUCCACAAUCGCAAAAGUACAUUGAUGAUAAAUAUGUCACUUCAACAUCAGAUAGCGACGAGCAUGACACCAACGCUGAAAUCCAAUCAAUCCCAGAAUCACCUUCGCGAAAAAGAAAAUAUUCCAAAGGUGAAGAUCCAAACGAUUCUGAUGAAGAUUCAUCGAUUGCUCUACACGUGCCAAUAAAAAGAAGAAUUAGAAUAACAACAUCCAAACCGUCGCCUGCAAUAGCUGAAACACGAGAUACGAGGAUGGAAAAAAGUGGGUCCAAAAGUGUUUCUCCUACACGUGAAGACAGACCAAAAGAAAGUCAAGUUGAAGAACACAUAUCUGCCAGCAAAAGAGAUGUUCUACAUAGCUCGCAAGAUCAGCUCGACCAAGUCUUCGAUGUAAUGGAAUAUGAAAGCUGUGAUAACAAAGAGCAAUAUCCACAAAAACCACAAUCCCAAUCCUGUGACGAGUUCACACAUCAUCAUGAUACAGACUUAGAAAUGCCGGGAUAUCCAAGCGAUACAAACGUCCACAAAUACCGAGUUGAUUUUCAUAUCCAAUUAUCAGCUUUCGAAACCAAGAAACCACUAAAAUCUUGGAAAUCCGAACCAAUUCUGAACGUCGUCGAUUCGACUCAAGAUGAUAAUAGUCGAAAACCAUGGCGUUCAAAGUCGAUGAAUUUUGAGAAGAAAAUCCCUAAACAAAGCAGCGUCGUUAUUGAACUACAAAAGCCUGAAAGACCUCCUCUUGUUCCAGCAUAUUCCACUGAUAAUCUUCCGUUUGAAACAGUUAUUAGAAAUGAAGUGAGUGUAAAACUAAAGAACAAGCGCAGGAGGAGUUUUCCUUCCGCAGAAGUACUUGAUGAUUACCACGAUGAUGAACCCGUUGAACCAUCCUAUCAAAACAUAGAAACAGAGGAAAUUGAGCGAAAUGAUGUACAGCUUACAGAAUCUUUUGAGACAGUUGAUACAUUCUUUGCUGAAAAUUUCGAUGACAAAGUGAAAGAAGAUCCUGCAUACGACAAAGAUAACGAACCUGAGUAUGAAGAGCCCAUGGAAAAUGAACUCGUGAGACCAUUACCUAACGGCAUGCAAACAGAAGAAAUUAAGCGAAAUGAUGUACAGCUCAGUGAAUCUUUUGACACAGUUGAUACAUUUUUUUCUGAACAUUUCGAUGACAAAGUGGAAGAAGAUCCUGCAUACGAUAAAGAUGUCAAGCCUGAGUAUGAAGAGCCCAUGGAAAAUUCGGACCAAUCCCUUCUAAAAAGGAGAAAUGAUGAUCUACCCGCGUUGGAUGAAAAGAAGCCUAGAAAAUCUCGCCUAAACGUCAUACCCUUAACAAUCAAACCAAAAUUAUUUAGGGAAGAACCAACUUAUGCAGCCGUGAAACAACAACACUCAUCAGAUGUUACCUUCAGUCGUUUAGAGUCUGGACCGAGCUAUGAAUUGCAUCAUGCUGUAACUUCUGAAAAACCACGAACUGAUAUUAUUAUUGAAGAAGCUUUACCAGAUCAGACAACUACAUGGUCUCCAGAACAACAGCCAAGGCAAUUUUCAAAAACAACCGAUCAUCCUACAAGCACGAAUAAGGAAGAAAUCAGUGAAAUUGAUGAUGACUUCAAAGAUGAAGCCAAACUAGGCACACAGAGCCAAGAGUAUCCAACACCAAUUGAACCAGUCCCUGAUACAUCUGAAAAAUUGAAACCCGAAAGAUCAAAAAAACGGCGGCACAAAAUUCUUGAUACAACAGACUUCGACGAAUCUACAAAUAACGAUGAGCUGUUUGCUGCACCUGAAAUUGACGCUUUGGAGGACGAACCUAGUCAUUCGAAUGAAAAGUCAAAACCGUUCAAUGUAGCAAGCUAUUUGGAUGACGACGACACUGACGAGGUAUCCAAAGAUCAAUAUUAUGGACAACCUGAUAGAAUUGCUUACCCUAAUGAAGGGUUUCGCAAAACUGAUCAACCACAAACGUUUUCUCAAAAUACCGAUGACUUGAACGAACCUCUCGGAGAAAAAGAUGAAGAUGUUCCUUUAGAUGACACUGAUGAUUUCUUGGCAAAGCAGGAAUUGCAUUCUCCAAUAGAUAUAAAUCAGUAUCUAGGAGACACGGAGAAGGUAGAAAAAAGAGCAGACAACGAAGAAAUAGAACAUUUAGCACCAAAUGAAACAUAUGAAGCAAAUGAAGAUAUAAAAAGGUUGAUCGAAAAAGUAUCAGAUGAUGAAGAGGAGCCAGUGAGGCCAAUAGUCCCACGACAAACAAUCCAGGUUAUAUUGAUUGAUGAGACAAAGAAAAAGAAGAAAAAGAAGUCGAAGAAAGAAAAACAUCCAGAUGUCGAGGUCACUAAAGAACAUAUGGCAAAGGAUGAUGAAACACACCAACUCACUAUUGUGGAAACGACGCAGCCUGUUGAGGAAAAGAAAGAGCGAGCGACUACAAAAGAAAUAGCGGUGCAGACGAUGCCUGUCCCGGAUGAUAUUGAUAGUGAGGAUGAUUCUGACCAAGAGAUUCUUCAGUACCAGCCUUACCUAAGAGGAGGUUACCUAAUACAAACGAUACCAGAAGAACAAGAAGAUGAAAGUCCAAUGUCUACCCCAGUUUACAGCGAUCUCACUUCACCCGACGAUCAGAGUGAUUUCCUAUUCAGGGCUAUUCGCGAUCAUGAACAAACUCCUGGUCAUCCUUAUCAGAUGAAAGAAAAACAGACUUACUUUGAUGCUUCCGUUUUGCCUGAAAAAUACCUUUCAGAUCCUGUUAUUACCCAAAAGCAAGCAGAGCCGGUAGAAUUAUCUCCACAGGUUUACGAGGAAACAAGCGACGACAUAAGAACAAGAGAGCCGGAACUAUGGAAGAGUGAAUUCCCGCCAGCGGAAUACAGCGAACCUUCUGACGAACACGUCUACUACCCUGACGAUGAAGACGUGGGUUUUGAGUUCGACAUGUCAAGCGAAGAGACGGAAAGUUUUCCUACAAAUGAGACAGAACACCUUUUAAGAACAACGUACAAACCAAGAUUCCAGAUACAAGAUUUUGUGGAGGAAGACAGAAGACGAAACCAACCUGCAAUCCAGGCGCCACCAAGUAAGAAGCACAAAAUAUCAUCACCACAGUCGCCAUCAGAUGAUACUCUUUUAGAGGUCGAUUUAUAUCAGAAAGAAGAAACCAUCAAAGUUCAAAAGCACUAUCCAAAUCGUAAAGAAGACGAUGUGAGCGAAGGAAAAGAUGUUCAACCAGCUUAUCAUAAGGAAUUCCAGACAAGAGCAGAUAAGGCAAAAACAAACGAUAAUGUCGAAGGUCAAGAAUCAAGACCGAGGAAUGAAAUUGUGGAUCAUAAUCGCGAGCCAUUGGGAAGGAGUUUUUCGAACCAACCGUUAGAAAGCGUUGAAUAUCCUGCAGAAAACAUCUCUGAAUCAAUUCGCCUGAAACAUGAGCCAGUAGUUGAAUUAGUGGAAUUGAACUCAAAGGAACAAGAGAGAGUGGACGAGAUCGUGACACCAACACAUCCUGUGGUCCCAGUUAACCAAAUGGUUAAAUAUCAAAUGCCAGGAUAUCAAAUAAAAAGUAUUGUUUUAGAAGAAGAAAUUAAUGGUGAUGGAGGAUCAGAAACAGAUGAUUCAUUAUUCAAAGAGAAAGCGGGGCCUAUAACGGCAACAUACGACCGAAAAAAUGUAUUGGAUGAAAACGAGACACAACUGGUGCAACCUAUACCACAAAAGGAAAAUAUUCCUUUUCAAUCCUCUGACAAAGCGAUUAUCCCUCCAAGUAGAAUAAUAGCUCCGGAACACUUUGUAGGGCAAAGGCAGGAACCAUUUGAGGAAACUCCUGAACCAAGUUAUCAACCGCGAUAUGAAAUACGAGAUUUUGUAUUAAAUGAACAACUAAAUAAACCCGAGGAACCAUUAGAGGAAACUCCAGAAUCAAGUUAUCAACCGAGGUAUGAAAUACGAGAUGUCGUAUUAAAUAAACAACUGGAUAAACCCGAGGAACUAUUAGAGGAAACUCCUGAACAAAGUUAUCAACCGCGGUUUGAAAUACGAGAUUUUGUAUUAAAUGAAGAAUUGGAUAAACCCGAAGAGCCAUUAGAGGAAACUCCUGAACCAAGUUAUCAACCGCGGUUUGAAAUACGAGAUUUUGUAUUAAAUGAAGAAUUGGAUAAACCUGAAAAGCCAUUAGAGGAAACUCUUGAAUCAAGUUAUCAACCGCGGUUUGAAAUACGAGAUUUUGUAUUAAAUGAAAAAUUGGAUAAACCCGAAGAACCAUUAGAGGAAACUCCUGAACCAAGUUAUCAACCGAGGUAUGAAAUACGAGAUGUCGUAUUAAAUGAACAACUGGAUAAACCCGAAGAGCCAUUAGAGGAAACUCCUCAACCAAGUUAUCAAACGAGGUAUGAAUUACGAGAUGUCGUAUUAUAUGAACAACUGGAUAAACCCGAAGAACCAUUAGAGGAAACUCCUCAACCAAGUUAUCAACCGAGGUAUGAAAUACGAGAUUUGGUAUUAAACGAAGAAUUGGAUAAAUCCGAAGAACCAUUGGAGGAAACUCCUGAACCAAGUUAUCAACCGAGGUAUGAAAUACGAGAUGUCAUAUUAAAUGAACAACUGGAUAAACCCGAAGAACUAUUAGAGGAAACUCCUGAACCAAGUUAUCAACCGCGGUUUGAAAUACGUGAUUUCGUAUUAAAUGAAGAAUUGGAUAAACCCGAAGAACCAUUGGAGGAAACUCCUCAACCAAGUUAUCAACCGAGGUAUGAAAUACGAGAUUUGGUAUUAAAUAAACAACUGGAUAAAUCCGAGGAACUAUUAGAGGAAACUCCUGAACAAAGUUAUCAACCGAGGUAUGAAAUACAAGAUUUCGUAUUAAAUGAAGAAUUGGAUAAACCCGAAGAACCAUUGGAGGAAACUCCUCAACCAAGUUAUCAACCGAGGUAUGAAAUACGAGAUUUGGUAUUAAACGAAGAAUUGGAUAAACCCGAAGAACCAUUAGAGGAAACUCCUGAACCAAGUUAUCAACCGCGAUAUGAAAUACGAGAUGUCCUAUUAAAUGAACAACUGGAUAAACCCGAAGAACUAUUAGAGGAAACUCCUGAACCAAGUUAUCAACCGAGGUAUGAAAUACGAGAUGUUGUAUUAAAUGAACAACUGGAUAAACCCAAAGAACUAUUAGAGGAAACUCCUGAACCAAGUUAUCAACCGCGAUAUGAAAUACGAGGUGUCCUAUUAAAUGAACAACUGGAUAAACCCGAAGAACCAUUAGAGGAAACUCCUGAACCAAGUUAUCAACCGAGGUAUGAAAUACGAGAUGUCGUAUUAAAUGAAAAAUUGGAUAAACCCGAGGAACUAUUAGAGGAAACUCCUGAACAAAGUUAUCAACCGAGGUAUGAAAUACGAGAUGUUGUAUUAAAUGAACAACUGGAUAAACCUGAAGAACCAUUAGAGGAAACUCCUCAACCAAGUUAUCAACCGAGGUUUGAAAUACGAGAUGUCGUAUUAAAUGAAAAAUUGGAUAAACCCGAGGUACCUGAUAUUGUUUCAUCAGAUUUUGAAGAAGAGCCGAGCGCGAAGCGUUCUUUUCGAAGACCAAAGUUUGUGGAAGAACCUCGAAACCAAGAUUUUCCAAGUUACUCCAACGUCGUUCCCGAGACUGGAGAUGUUCAAAGCUCUCAUCGACUACGGAACGAGCCUAAAUAUGAAAUAAGCAAUUUUGUACUAAUCGAAGAUCCCGAAACAGAGUACAAAAUGGAUGACGAUCUUAAACGAACACAAGCUUUGAAAGAAAAGGCAAUAAAUUCGGAAUACGAAUCUGAGGGUAACGAGAUGCCAGGAUAUCCACUUGAAUAUUCUUCUUUGCCAAAAGAAAAUGAAAUUACUCGGCCAUACGAUCAGUCAAAAUACGUGCUAAGAGACGAAUUAGAGAACGAACCUACAGAAAAAAUUGGACCUACAGUUGACCAAUCGCUAAAGAUAAGCAUUGUACGCCAGCCAGACGAAACAGAUUUUAAUAAAGAAGUAUAUCCAUCAAAAUAUGAAAUAAAAGAUUUUGUGCUCCCAGAACAACCUUCAACAUCCGAACCAAUGACUAGACUAGACUCGAUUGAACCGGAAAAUAAGCCUAAAUUUAAUUUCGUUGGAGAACCAAAAACGAAAGCAGCAAAAGACUUUCCAUCUGGACACCUCGCAUCAGAUUACAAGGUAAAUUUACUUCAAACGAAUCAAGAAGAUGAAAAAUCAACACAAUCUGUGUACAGAUCAAAGUAUAAAAUUAAUGAUUUUGUGCUAAUUGAAGAACCCGAAGUUAAACCACCAGAACAACAAGCAGUUGGCUCAGACAAGAAAGCAGAUUUACCAACAACAUCACCAAGCAAGGAAAAAACAAUUCUUAUUGGCAAUGAGCAGCCAGAGAAUGGAAGUUUUACAAACGAUUUUCUAACAGGAGGAACAACAAACGUUACUUCCGGUUCAGUCGCUGAAGAAGAGCGAGAUCGCACAUAUACGACUCCACAAUCAAGAAUGGUCAUGAAAUUUACUCUAGAAGAAGAACCUGACGUUGAGGCAACGCCCGGUGUUGAUAUGCGUGCGGAGGAGGAGCCAGAGAUAACUCGGUCACAACAUCAUCAAAACUUUGAAAUGCCAGAUCUUGUUAUUGAAGAAGAACCAAAUCGAUUAGACAGAGACUUGACACAACCAGAGUAUGAACUAAAUAGCAUUGUUGUCGAAGAACAGCCACAAAAUAAAACAACACCAGAAUAUCCUGUAUCAGCAGAAAACGUCGUUUCAGAUGAGUCUGGACCAAUAUACAGCAUUUUACAACCCGGAAAAAAAUGGAAUUUUGUUAUAGACGAGGAACCAAAAGGACCACUCGUUGAUAAAACAAUUGAAGUUGCACCCGUCGAAAACCAAACUGAGAUAAACAAGUUUGUACUUGAAGAACAUCCGAAUAACGCAGAUUCACCGAUGCUUUAUGAAAGGAACGAAAAUGAUGAACAAGCAAUUGCGCCUUUUACUCAAGAAAAAAGAGAAACAACUCCAAUAGCUUUUCAGCCAAGAUAUGAAAUUUCUUCGGAUGAAAAUCAAUCCAUGCAAGACAAAACCGUGAAAGCGAGUACAGAAACCAUGACCGAGGACGAGCCUGACUUUUACAGACCAUUUGAGCCCAGGCAUGAAGUAAAAGCUUUAACAUUGGACGAGGAGCCACUGAUAAAACGAGAUGGGAAGAUAAAGAAAUUCGAUACAGCUACUGAUAUGAUGGAACCAAACAGUAAAACUAAAUAUUUUGUUAUCGAUGAGCAGCCAGAAAAAGAAAGCGUCCCAAAAUAUCCUCCUGCUAUCAGUGAACAGAUAGAAGCAAGUACAGAAAUUAGGGAUGUGGAUGAGCAGGAUCUUUAUAGACCAUUUGAACCAGCAUAUAAAGUGAAAGCUUUAGUACUAAACGAAAAAGUACUCCUUGAGAGAGAAGAACCAAAACAAGAUGAGAUGAUAAUUGAUGAAGCCCCUGCUGUUUCCAAAGAGCCAGACUUUCCCGCAUCCAUUAACAUUCCUACACAUGAAAUUCCAGACGUAUACAACCAACAAACACAUGUAGAUGAAACAAAAGCUCAUCUUGUCCCUAAUAAGCAAGGAAUAAUGCCAAAAGACAAAAUAAGAGUUUUUCUUAUCGAAGAGCAGCCAGAGAAUGAACGAAUUCCAAAAGAACCUCAAACCGACGAAAAACAUACAAUAACCACGUCUCCAGUUCCAGCUGCUGGAGAAGAACAAGAACCUUCUGAUAAAGUUUCUCAACCACAGCAAAGACUCAAAUUUGUAUUAGAAGAACCUCAGAAAACACAACAAACCCCAAUUGAUGAAAGCGUCGAAGUAACCGCAGUAAAAUUAGUUCAAGAAGAACCCGAGAAUUUCGUGCUGGAAAAACAAUCCGAAGUUAAGACUCCGGAAGUAAUUGUAAAUCAGUCACAUUAUAAGCCUCAGUAUGAAGUUAAUGAUUUCACUUUGGAGGAAAAUUCUUUAAGUUCAAAUCAACCCACGCAAGAUGAAAGGGUGAAAGCGAGUACAGAAACUAUGAUCGAGGACGAACCUGACAUUUACAGUGACUUUUACAAGCCAUUUGAAUCCAACCAUGAUGUAAAAGCGUUAGUAUUAGACGAGGAACCUCCACUAAAACGAGACGAAAUUAUACGACCGGAGAUAGGCAAGAUUUAUGAAACUCCUGUUAAUUCGGAAGAAUCAGAUAUUAUCAGGUCUAUCAAUAUUAUCAAAUAUGAAUUUCCAGACUUCGAAACAAACCAACCGAGUCCAACAUCUAGUUCAUUGAACGAAGACGAUACGUUCACAACUAGUCAAGUUGCUUUGACUGAAACAAUAACAUUAGACAACGAUAUAGAACACCCAGAUGAAAAACAACCUACACAAGAACCAGCAGUGAUAGUGUACCCUCUAAACAGACCAGAGGGAAUAAAGAUUCAACUCAUAGAUGAUAUACCAGAGUCUGAUAAACCCAACUAUGAGGAAACAGUAGCUUAUGAAGAGAUUGUUGUCGAUGAACCUGCAGAAUCAGUACCAUCAGAUAUUGUACAGCAACGAUUUGUAAAGCAGUUCGAUAUUCCCACGUCCAUUGUAGACGACAAACCACAAGGGAUUGACGAAGACGUUUCCUCUACUGUUAUCAAAGACGUGGAAGCCCCUAAAAUUCACCUUGAGGAAGAGAGACCUAUACAAAUAGCCUCAGACGAUGAUGUAAAAAGAGAAGAAGGUGAAAACAUGAAUAUUUCACCAGAAACAAGAUCAUUGAACGACGACAAUACGAUCACACCCAGUUAUAUCUUGCAAGUGGACCCAUCCAAAGUUACUAGCACUGAAACAAUAACAGUAGAGAACGAUAUAGAACAUGUACACGGUAAACAACCUAUGAAAGAACCACCAGUGAUAGUGCACGAGGGAAUAAAGAUUCAACUCAUAGAUGAUAUACCAGAGUCUGAUAAACCGAACUAUGAGGGAACAGUAGCUUAUGAAGAGAUUGUUGUCGAUGAACCUGCAGAAUCAGUACCAUCAGAUAUUGUACAGCAACGAUUUGUAAAGCAGUUCGAUAUUCCCACGUCCAUGAUAGACGACAAACCACGAGAGAAUGACGAAGACGUUUCCUCUACUGUUAUCAAAGACGUGGAAGCCCCUGAAAUUCACCUUGAGGAAGAGGAACCUCCACAAAUAGCCUCAGACGAUGAUGUAAGAAAAGAAGAAGGUGAAUACAUCAAUAUUUCAGCAGAAACAAGAUCAUUGAACGACGACAAUACGAUCACACCCAGUUAUAUCUUGCAAGUGGACCCAUCCAAAGUUACUAGAACUGAAACAAUAACAGUAGAGAACGAUAUACAACGUGUAGACGGUAAACAACCUAUGCAAGAACCACCAGUGAUAGUGCACGAGGGAAUAAAGAUUCAACUCAUAGAUGAUAUACCAGAGUCUAAUAAACCGAACUAUGAGGGAACAGUAGCUGUUGAAGAAAUUGUUGUCGAUGAACCUGCAGAAAUCAAAGAACGAACAAUACGUACAAGAUCAGAAGAAAACGAAUCUGAAAUAACAAGUGCAACAUUUACUGAUUUUGUGGAAUCAAUACCAUCAGAUAUUGUACAGCAACGAUUUGUAAAGCAGUUCGAUAUUCCCACGUCCAUGGUAGACGACAAACCGCGAAAGAUUGACGAAGAAAUUUCUUUUACUGUUUUCAAAGACGUUGAAGCCCCAAAAAUUCACCUUGAAGAUGAACAACUUAUACAAAUAGUCUCAGACGAUCAUGUAAGAAAAGAAGAAGGUGAAUAUAUCAAUAUCUCAGCAAGAACUGGAUCAUUUAACGACGAAGAUACGAUCACACCCAGUCAUGUCUUGCAAGUGGACCCCUCCAAAGUUAUUAGAACUGAAACAAUAACAGUAGUGAACGAUAUAGAACAUGUAGAUGAAAAACAACCUAUACAAGAACCAGCAUUGAUAGUGCACCCUUUAAACAGACCAGAGGGAAUAAAGAUUCAACUCAUAGAUGAUAUACCAGAGUCUGAUAAACCGAAUUAUGAAGGAACAGUAGCUGUAGAAGAAAUUGUUGUCGAUGAACCUGCAGAAAUCAAAGAACAAACAAUACGUACAAGAUCAGAACAGAACGAAUCUGAAAUAACAAGUGCAACAUUUACUGAUUUUGCGGAAUCAGUACCAUCAGAUAUUGUACAGCAACGAUUUGUAAAGCAGUUCGAUAUUCCCACGUCCAUGAUAGACGACAAACCACGAAAGAUUGACGAAGACGUGUCCUUUACUGUUAUUAAAGACGUGGAAGCCCCUAAAAUUCACCUUGAGGACGAGAGACCUACACAAAUUGUGUCGGAGAUUUCCAACAAGCGAAAUAGUCUGAUAGAAUUUGAAAAAGACGAUGAAGUAAGAAAAGAUGAAGGUGAAUACAUCAAUAUUUCAGCAGAAACAAGAUCAUUUAACGACGACGAUAGGAUCACACCCAGUUAUAUCUUGGAAGUGGACCUAUCCAAAGUUACUAGAACUGAAACAAUAACAGUAGAGAACGAUAUAGAAUAUGCAGAUGAAAAACAACCUAUAGAAGAACCAACAGUGACAGUGUACCCUGCAAACAGACCAGAGGGUAUAAAAAUUCAAAUCAUAGAUGAUAUACCAGAGUCUGAUAAACCGAACUAUGAGGGAACAGUAGCUGUUGAAGAGAUUCUUGUCGAUGAACCUGCAGAAAUCAAAGAACAAACAAUACGUACAAGAUCAGAAGAGGAUGAAUCAGAAAUAACCAGUGCGAAAUUUACUGAUUUUGCGGAAUCAACGCCAUCAGAGAUUGCACAGCAACGAUUUGUAAAGCAGUUCGAUAUUCCCACGUCUAUGGUAGACGACAAACCACAACAGAUUGCCGAAGAAGUUUCCUUUACUGUUAUCAAAGACGUGGAAGCCCCUAAAAUUCACCUUGAAGAUGAGAACUCUAUACAAAUAGCCUCAGACGAUGAUGUAAGAAAAGAAGAAGGUGAAUAUAUCAAUAUUUCAGCAGAAACAAGAUCAUUUAACGACGACGAUACGAUCACACCCAGUUAUAUCUUGCAAGUGGACCCAUCCAAAGUUACUAGAACUGAAACAAUAACAGUAAAGAACGACAUAGAACAUGUAGAUGAGAAACAACCUAUAGAAGCACCAUCAGUAAUAGUUCAACCACCAAAAACACCACAAGGAAUAACUAUUCUACAUAUACCAUCGUCUGCUCAACCAAAAUAUGACAAAAUGACAUUAAAUGAAGAAAUUCAAGUUGACGAACCUGUGGAAUUCAAAGAACAAACAAUACAUAUAAGACUUGAAGAGAAAGAACCAGAAAUAGCAAGUACAACAAAUAUUGAUAUUGCAGAAUCAAUACCAUCAGAGAUUGAACAAUCAGAGAUUGAACAGCAACGAUUUGUAAAGCAGUUCGAUAUUCCUACGUCCAUGGUAGACGAUAAAUUGGAACAGAUAAGCGAAACAUCUUCCCUUAGUAUCGCAGAAGACACGGUGGUCGCCAAAGUUGAAGAAAUCAAAGUUGACGAACCUGCGGAAUUCAAAGAACAGAUCAUACAAAUAAGACUUGAACAGAAAGAAUCAGAAAUAACAAGUACAACAAAUACUGAUAUUGUGGAGUCAAUACCAUCAGAGAUUGUACAGCAACGAUUUGUAAAGCAGUUUGAUAUUCCCACGUCCAGGGUAGACGACAAACCGCGAACAAUGGACGAAGAAGUUUCCUUUACUGUUAUCACAGACGUGGAAGCCCCUAAAAUUCACCUUGAAGAAGAACAACCUAUAGAAACAGCCUUAGACGAUGAUGUAAGAAAAGAAGACGGUGAAUACAUCAAUAUUUCAGCAGAAACAAGAUCAUUUAACGACGACGAUACGAUCACACCCAGUUAUGUCUUGCAAGUGGACCCAUCCAAAGUUAUUAGAACUGAAACAAUAACAGUAGAGAGAGAUAUAGAACAUGCAGAUGAAAAACAACCUGUACAAGAAGAACCAGAAGUGAUAGUUCAACCACCAAAAACACCACCACAAGGAAUAACUAUUCUACAUAUACCAUCGUCUGCUCAACCAAAAUAUGACAAAAUGAUAUUACAUGAAGAAAUUCAAGUUGACGAACCUGUGGAAUUCAAAGAACAAACAAUACAUAUAAGACUUGAAGAGAAAGAACCAGAAAUAACAAGUACAACAAAUAUUGAUAUUGCAGAAUCAAUACCAUCAGAGAUUGAACAAUCAGAGAUUGAACAAUCAGAGAUUGAACAGCAACGAUUUGUAAAGCAGUUCGAUAUUCCCACGUCCAUGGUAGACGAUAAAUUGGAACAGAUCAGCGAAAUAUCUUCCCUUAGUAUCGCAGAAGACACGGUAGUCACCAAAGUUGAAGAAAUCAAAGUUGACGAACAUGCGGAAUUCAAAGAACAGAUCAUACAAAUAAGACUUGAACAGAGAGAAUCAGAAAUAACAAGUACAACAAAUACUGAUAUUGUGGAGUCAAUACCAUCAGAGAUUGUACAGCAACGAUUUGUAAAGCAGUUUGAUAUUCCCAUGUCCAGGGUAGACGACAAACCACAAGAGAUUGACGAAGACGUUUCCUUUACUGUUAUCAAAGACGUGCAAGCCCCUAAAAUUCACCUUGGGGAAGAGAGACCUAUACGAAUAGUCUCAGACGAUGAUGUAAGAAAAGAAGAAGGUGAAUACAUCAAUAUUUUAGCAGAAACAAGAUCAUUUAACGACGACGAUACGAUCACACCCAGUUAUGUUUUGCAAGUGGACCCAUCCAAAGUUACUAGAACUGAAACAAUAACAGUAGAGAGAGAUAUAGAACAUGCAGAUAAAAAACAAUCUACACAAGAAGAACCAGAAGUGAUAGUUCAACCACCAAAAACACCACAAGGAAUAACUAUUCUACAUAUACCAUCGUCUGCUCAACCAAAAUAUGACAAAAUUGCAUCAAAUGAAGAAAUUCAAGGUGACGAACCUGCGCAAUUCAAAGAACAAAUCAUACAUAUAAGACUUGAAGAGAAAGAAUCAGAAAUAACAAGUACAACAAAUACUGAUAUUGCAGAAUCAAUACCAUCAGAGAUUGAACAAUCAGAGAUUAAACAGCAACGAUUUGUAAAGCAGUUCGAUAUUCCCACGUCAAUGUUAGACGAUAAACUGGAACAGAUAAGCGAAACAUCUUCCCUUAGUAUCGCAGAAGACACGAUAGUCGCCAAAGUUGAAGAAAUACAAGUUGACGAACCUGCGGAAUUCAAAGAACAGAUCAUACAAAUAAGACUUGAACAGAGAGAAUCAGAAAUAACAAGUACAACAAAUACUGAUAUUGUGGAGUCAAUACCAUCAGAGAUUGUACAGCAACGAUUUGUAAAGCAGUUUGAUAUUCCCACGUCCAUGGUAGACGACAAACCACAAGAGAUUGACGAAGACGUUUCCUUUACUGUUAUCAAAGACGUGGAAGCCCCUAAAAUUCACUUUGAGGAAGAGAAACCUAUACAAAUAGCCUCAGACGAUGAUGUAAGAAAAGAAGAAGGUGAAUACAUCAAUAUUUCAGCAGAAACAAGAUCAUUGAACGACGACGAUACGAUCACACCCAGUUAUAUCAUGCAAGUGGACCCAUUCAAAGUUAUUAGAACUGAAACAAUAACAGUAGAGAGAGAUAUAGAACAUGCAGAUGAAAAACAACCUGUACAAGAAGAACCACGAGUGAUAGUUCAACCACCAAAAACACCACAAGGAAUAACUAUUCUACAUAUACCAUCGUCUGCUCAACCAAAAUAUGAUAAAAUUACAUCAAAUGAAGAAAUUCAAGUUGACGAACCUGUGGAAUUCAAAGAAGAAACAAUACAUAUAAGACUUGAAGAGAAAGAAUCAGAAAUAACAAGUACAACAAAUACUGAUUUUGUGGAAUCAAUACCAUCAGAGAUUGAACCAUCAGAGAUUGUACAGCAACGAUCUGUAAAGCAGUUCGAUAUUCCCACGUCCAUGGUAGACGACAAACCAGAAGAGAUCGAAGAAGUUUCCUUUACUGUUAUCACAGACGUGGAAGCCCCUAAAAUUCACCUUGAAGAAGAACAACCUAUAGAAAUAGCCUUAGACGAUGAUGUAAGAAAAGAAGAAGGUGAAUACAUGAAUAUUUCAGCAGAAACAAGAUCAUUGAACGACGACAAUACGAUCACACCCAGUUAUGUCUUGCAAGUGGACCCAUCCAAAGUUAUUAGAACUGAAACAAUAACAGUAGAGAGAGAUAUAGAACAUGCAGAUGAAAAACAACCUGUACAAGAAGAACCACGAGUAAUAGUUCAACCAGCAAAAACACCACAAGGAAUAACCAUUCUACAUAUACCAUCGUCUGCUCAACCAAAAUAUGACAAAAUUACAUCAAAUGAAGAAAUUCAAGUUGACGAACCUGCGGAAUUCGAAGAACAAACAAUACAUAUAAGACUUGAAGAGAAAGAAUCAGAAAUAACAAGUACAACAAAUACUGAUUUUGUGGAGUCAAUACCAUCAGAGAUUGAACCAUCAGAGAUUGUACAGCAACGAUCUGUAAAGCAGUUCGAUAUUCCCACGCCCAUGGUAGACGACAAACCGCGAAAGGUUGACGAAGAAGUUUCCUUUACUGUUAUGAAAGACGUGGAAACCCCUGAAAUUCAUCUUGAAGAUGAGAAACCUUUACAAAUAGCCUCAGACGAUGAUGUAAGAAAAGAAGAAGGUGAAUACAUCAAUAUUUCAGCAGAAACAAGAUCAUUUAACGACGACGAUACGAUCACACCCAGUUACCUCUUGCAAGUGGACCCAUCCAAAGUUACUAGAACUGAAACAAUAACAGUAGAGAGAGAUAUAGAACAUGCAGAUAAAAAACAAUCUACACAAGAACCAGAAGUGAUAGUUCAACCACUAAAAACACCACCACAAGGAAUAAACAUUCUACAUAUACCAUGGUCUCCUCAACCAAAAUAUGACAAAGUGGCAUUAAAUGAAGAAAUUCAAGUUGACGAACCUGUGGAAUUCAAAGAACAAACAUUACAUAUAAGACUUGAACAGAACGAAUCAGAAAUAACAAGUACAACAAAUACUGAAAUUGCGGAAUCAAUACCAUCAUUUGUAGUAACAGGGUUCGAUGUUCCUACGUCCAUGGAAGACGACAAACCGACUGCGACGGUAACUUCAGAGAUCAAUCAAGCAAGUGAAACUCUCUCCAUUUCGUCUGGAACAUCCAGCAUUGGUGAUGAAGAUAUGGCUAUCAAUUUUGUACCCAGUUAUCGAAAGCAAACGGAUCUUCUGUCCUCGGUGACUCUCGGCGAAGCACUGAUAACCGAUGACGUGGAAAUGAAAACUUCCACUGUGUAUAACAAAGAACCUAUAUAUGCUCGGGUUAACAAACAGAGACUAAAUUUACAUGAUGGAGUCGCUAAAAACUCUGUUCAAACGGGAUAUUCUGUAAUCGUCAAUCAUCAGCCAGGAGCUACCGAAGUUGCUACAGGAGGUAAAGAUUCCUUACAUGACGACGGAACUAGAGAGCCUCGAGAGGAAACAUCGGAAAUAGUUGACCAAAGAUUGGUGAACGAAAGAAGUACAACAGAAGAAAUUACAACUCUAAACAGUGAAAUAACAGAAAACACUCAAGGGGUUGUCUGGAUGCCCGUUCGCCAUAGCAACAGGUUAUUUGGCUCAGGCAGCAGUGAAAGAAUUAUAACACUUCCCAUAGUAAGUAGGGCGCCUUCCGAAGACCUCUCCCUAGAGGAAGACAUCGAUCUUGAUUUGGACGAAGAUGUUGAAAUGUUUAAAAUAGCCCACAAAGAACCAAAGUCAGUUGAAUACAACAUUCCCAUCGAAGGACAUGAACAAGUCGAAGAAAUUUCAAGCGGUAGUGGUGAACUCAAGUCUGAUACAGAACUAAAACAAGAAUCUCAAGAGGUUGUCUGGAUAACCGUUCGCCAUAGCAACAAGUUAUUUGGCCCAGGAAGUAGUGAAAGAAUCGUAACACUUCCCAUAGUGAAUAACGCGCAUUCUGAUGACCACUCACCAACAGACGACAUCGAUCUUGACUUGGAAGAGAACGCUGAAAUGUUUGUUAAAGCCCAAAAUGGGGAGGAAUCGGCAGAGAGUAACGUUUCGUGUACAGUAAGACUUAAACGCUGGGAAAGCGAUAUACGAGGGGUGAAUCAUCCAAAACAUUCUCGUGGAAAAGAAACUUCGGAACUAUCGAGCUCUACGGCAAGUGUUGACGGUAGUUAUGGAGACACUUCUAGAACACUAAGUUCAAAUUCUGAAUUUACCAUGAACCUACUUCAUACCACUGAUCAACGGUACACAUUAAAAAUGAGGGGUUGCGAAAGGGAUAUACUGGAUGAAAAUUUGUCAAAACCAUCCCAAGGAAAAGCAGCUUCGGGUCUGUCGAGCUCAGAAGAAAGUGUUGAUGGCAGUUAUGUAAAUAUCCAUAGAACACCAAGUCCAAAUUCUGAAUUCUCCAUGAACCUGCUCCAUACUUCUGAUCCGCGAUAUACUUUAAAAAUGAAGGGCUGCGGAAAGGAUAUACCCGAUGAGAGUUGGUUAGAAAAUGGUGAUUUAUGCAUACCUUGUACCGGAUCUUCCGAGAAUUUGCUUCAUGCCUUCGAACCAUGGAUUUCUAUUACACGAAAGUGCAAAUCAGAGGGUAUGCAGCUAAUGACGCAACAAUAUACCUUGAGUUCUGCCAAUAUGUUGGAUUCCUCAGUGGCCACACUUCCUUGGAUAGAAACACAAAAGCGAGGUUCCAUUAGACAACGUCUAAGCCUUAGAAAACGUGAAAGCACAUCAAGAAAUGUUUAUCACGCAGUUGAUAAGAAUGAUCGUCUUCUUCUUCUGACGAUCCCACGCACAAUGUUGAUGGAAAUCGAAAGUGACGAGGAAUCAAUUGACACAGAAGUAGAAAUUCCUUGGAUGGAACUUGAGCCUUUACCAGGAGAUAAUCAAGGACACCUGCCGUGGGUGGAGGUGGCUGGCGAGGCGGAAAACACACAGAAUGAUCGUAUAUUGAUGUUGAAAAUAUCCCGACAAAUGAUCCUGGGAGCUUCCAUAAACUCAGAAAAUGAAGCCGAAAAUGAAAUUCUCCUUCCUUGGAAAGAUGCUGUGAAAUACUGGGAAGAAACCAAUCAGAUCAUCGCCGAUUCCGUAUCACGAACAAAACGAUCAGAGUUGGCAAACAUUGCUAUUACCUUCCCAAGUGAACAGGAAAGUGAGAGCCAACCACUUCGAAACAAACCCAAACUUCCUGCUAUGAGAAUAGUUCUACCCAAGAAAUACUGCCUGGAUGGGUCAAUGAGGAUGAAACCUAUGAUAACCGUGAACGAAAAGCGGAACAUAAAAGUUCGAAUAAUGAAGUCAGUGAAGAAAAGACACGAUUGGAGCAAUCUACUUCGCUUGAGCAAGUCUGAACGCAGAAAAAGGUACUCGCAUGUAAGUGGGGGAAGUGAAUGGGUUGUUCUUGCAGAUGGCACAAAAUGGUGGAGAAUUCACCAGGAUGAUAUGGAUGAAUUUAAUAAACUACAAUCAAGUUCAGAUCAACAGAAGUUCGAGAACAACUUUGAAAUCAGCAGUGAAGACACGUAUGGAAGGGAAUCAAUUGAUUUCAACGAAUUCACAAAGGAAUCCAGUGGAACUAAAGAACAGAAGCAAUUCAGCUUUGUCAUAGAUCCAAAGAACUAUUUAACAAACACAAUGUCAAUGACCUUUUAAUAUAUCAUUUCAUAUAGUUACAUAUACCAUUAUAACCCAAAAUAAUGCUAAAAAUAUCAUCAUUAACAUUUGGUAGAUUCAACUCGAGACUUGCGAUGCAAAAUAGACUCAUAAAUAUACUUAAUUUAGAUUAAUCUUAAUGACAAAACUCAUAUAUUUAUAUUCAAAUAAUCACAAAUUACUAUAACCUGAUCUAGCUUGAGCGUAUUCUCCAGAUACAAGUGUAUAAGUAUACAUAGAACUUUAGCUAUUGGCAUACUCACAUACCACGCUUUUUAUACAAAAUCUACUUAAGUCUAACUGAUCAGACUGUUCAUUUUUGACCUUGUUUUUGUGCGACAGAUAUUUGCACGAAAGGUUCAAAGAAGACUUUAUGGGGUCAACCUUCAUGCGCAAUUAUCCUAACAAUGCAAGGCCUUUAUAGUCUAAAAGUGAAUAAACAGCACAUAAGCUCUAUCAUUAUAAAAUGUUAAGCUAUAAAUGGAAAAUUGAGGAACAUUUUUAUGUAACAUAAGUAAAUGUUUAGCUCUAAUUUGUAUUACGUACAUAUUGCGU
Messenger RNA from Dendronephthya gigantea, 22765 nucleotides. Its product is annotated as titin-like. Bases 284 to 22210 code for a protein of 7308 amino acids. NCBI's taxonomy places the organism in Eukaryota, Metazoa, Cnidaria, Anthozoa, Malacalcyonacea, Nephtheidae. The record is from RefSeq and is a predicted model, not a curated record. The transcript is spliced from 5 exons.